AAUUUGAUUGCCCAGUCAUAGGCUAUACACUGAAAGUUGUCUUAAAUUGCUUUAGUUUGCCGGUAUUCUGUGGAUCGCUAACAUGUUAUAUCAAAGAUGGACACAAAAAACGAAAAAGAAGAAAAGCAUCGCGAGGUCAGAGGGAGUAAAAUCUGAGAUUUGAAGAGAGGAUUGUACAAAACUGGUUUACCUCGUGCGGCCGAAUAAUGGGAACGUAAUUAUUCUAACCCUGAAGUGAGACGGUUCUGGUCUGCAAGUGAAUAAGGAUCAGUGAUAAGGAUAUAUAUUGGUAUAUAUAUAUACCCGGAUUGUUCUCUCUUGUGGAAUUCUUGUGUAUUUUUUUUUCUCUCGGAUUAACCAUGGUGCCAUUUGCAGAUGGAAGUGGAUGUUUUACUGAUCUGCCAUAAAAAAAGAAGAAAAAAAAAGUGGUGAAAAAAAGAAAAGAAAUAUGUGUCGCCUGACGAUCAAAGGGUGAACCUGCUGGAGUAGUUACACUUUUAGUCUUCCAAUGCAGAUGUUCAACAGUCGAGACGUACGCAUAUAUGAGCGUGUUAACAUUCAACAAGCCGCUUUGCACCGUGCAUCAGCAGCACCGCAACAACAACAGUGUCCACUGGAAGCAUCCCGAGUCAUCAGAAAACUCCUAUACAACAUCCAACGAUUGGCGGGCUUCGCCUGGCGGUCUCUCGUCGCCAGCGCCCCCUCGAGCCGUGGUUACAGCACACGGCAAUGAACUCAAGCCAUUCUUUGAGGAAUUUAUUAAUUAUUAAUUUCCUUAUCAAUCUGACCCUAGCAACAAACAUUCCUCUUGGAGAGCCCCCCAUCCAACGCACACAACCCACAUAUUGGGGAGACAAGACGCGCCGAAUUUAUCUGCAGACGAGAACAGGUCAUUUCUUGGAAAUCUGUCCCGGAGCCAAAUUUGGUGGAAUUCGGGGUGUGCACCAGAGGACAGAGUACGCCAUACUCGAACAGAUCUCGGGCGCGAACCUCUCGGUGGUAAUCAAGGGAGCUCACUCUAACCUCUACGUCUGUAUGGAUAGCAAUUCUGAGUUGUACGCAAGUGAUAAGAUCUCGGAGGACUGUUAUUUCAAAGAGAACUACCACCACUCGUACAACGUCUACCAUCACCGCUCCCACAGGGAGAGGAAGACUAAGUUCUACAUCGGGAUCGACAGGUCGGGCAAGGCAAGGAAAGGGAUAGAGGCCCGCAAAUCGCAGAAAAUGUCCCAGUUUACACCACUAGACUACAAAAACGACUCUGUGCAAUCGUCAAAGGAAUGCAUAUCUGGCGAGUUCAAUGUGAUUGAUUCAGACUCUUCGCCCACAAACAGGCCGAAAGUAGAUCCGGAUAAAGUGAAGCGCGAGCAGACGAGAAAACGGCGCAGGCGGUGGUGUAAGCGCCUUCUGUCUGGAAAGUUGGAAAGAAACCCUGAAAAAUACAGGACGAGGUGCAAAUACGACUGCGAAAUAUUAAGACAAAUGUUAGACAAUCCAACUAAGUAUAAGAGAAAAUGUGAAAAGGCCAAACGUAAAAGGAAGUUAAGGAAAAUUAGGUUGCACCAGAUUCAUAAGUUGAGACAUAAGCAACAGUCGCAGGCGGUCAACAGACAGAGAGGGCAUCGGGGGCAUCAGUCUGGAGGGAGUCGAGGGAGAACUUUACCCUUCAUACUAGAACGCGGAGCGCCAGGUGCGUAGCGCAGACUUCAAAACUCCAGUGACUAACAUGUGCAUAGUACACUAAUUGCCCAUUACAAAAAAAAUGGCCCGAGUAUGGUACGGGUGUUCAGGUUCAGGCUUUGUGAUGGAUGUCGAUUCUUCCUCGGGAACAGAGAAGGGUUACGGGUAAGAGGAAGCGAGAUGGAUGAUGCCAAUAUUCUGAUAUGCCGAAUAUCAAACUAUUGUGGAUCCCUCAGUUCGAUGUGGAUAUUCACAACUACUUUAUAUCAUUUUGUAACCGAGUCUGAUGUGUGUUAGUCGCACAAAUACACCGUCCCUUUUUGGAACAAAAUGGAUUGGAUGUGAAUUACGUGACACAGCGGCCAUUGUGGUUCAUUUAUGACAAGAGGUGACUGAGGUGACCACAUUAUAAAACGGACAUGUUGUGUAUCGUAUUAGAAAACGCUUAGGCGAUGAUUUGCCAUGUAGAAAUUUUAAUCUACACAAAAGACACCCACUGCCUGCGUUACGCAAAUACAUGGUUUGGCAACCUGGGUGGUUUGACGUUAAUAAUAUACUUGUAUAUAUAAACAGCCUGGUCGCCUAGUUUAAUGGUCUGCUGUUAAACUGUUGUGAAAACUACAAACUGGUGCGUGUGUUAAUACAUACAUGGCGUCAUGCCGAUGUCAUUUGUGACGUCAAACAGUAUAUAUAUCUGCAUUGUGUAUUUCACUCAUCAUCGGACAUGUAUAUGUCUUUACUAUUAGAUUCUGACCGAGAGUAUUUUUGUAUUGGACACACUGAGACGUUUGUUACGUUUAUUUAUGGAUUAUUUUCUGGAAUGUUACGUUUGUGAUUCCACUAAAUCACAAUGGGACAAGUGAGAACUAAACAAACCGGAAGUGAAUGCUAGUUUUCUAUUUAAUUUAUGAUUUAUGAUUUUAAUUGCAUGUUCUAAUUAUUUUAACGUGGUGUGCUAAGUACGACAGAGCUAAGAUGAAGGAUUGCACAUUUUGUCCCAAAAGAAACCAUUUUAGAAACGUUUGAUUACAAAAAGAAUAUUUGAAUUCCUUCUCAAAACUCUUCUAAAAUCUGGUUUCUGACAACUUGUUAUUAUUAAUCACUUACUCUUAAGUAUCUAACUUUAUGGUCAAUAGUAAAUUAAGAUUAAUUCUUUGUAUUUGAGAUUUGUCCCACGUAACUACAUAAAGGAUAAUUCUAAGUGUAUCAUUAAUAUAUUAUCUAUAUUUGAAACAUAAAUUCUUUACUAUUUGAAAUAAGAAAGCACUUUCUAUCUGUAAUAAAAUUUGGCUAGUGCGAGCUGAAGGGAAGUGAGAAAUAUGUUGCUUUUUCGAAGCCAUUCUGAAAGAACAGCCAGUUUUAAUCUGGUAAGAACUAAACAUUCAGAAAUCGGACUUAGGUCCAACAGUCAUAAAACUAACUGUAUUGUCGUUUCCCUCUUAUUAUAAAUACAUUUAGUUCUUACUGAAGAUCGAGAAAACACUUUAUAUCGCCUGCUUUCUAUGACUUCUUGUCUACGACGCUCACUUCUGGUUUGUUUUCCUCCUUGUUGGACCGUGCAAUAGGAUGCAGACGUCCAUUUGCGCACUUCGAGCCGUCAUGCGUUCAUUGUAACUUAUAUAUGUGUGUACAUGUAUAAUUUAACUUAAAAAAACAAUAUAGAUAGCCUUGUCACAAGAGCAAAGUGACUAAGGAGUGUGAUCGAGAAAUGGAAGAAUGUGAUGGAGAAAUUGAUGAAUGGAAUGAAAAGACAGAAAAAAUGUAUGUGACGUGUAAAAUUCCCGCGUGAAAGAUGUGAAAGUGUGACCGAAUUGCAAGCCUGCGUAGAUGUCUGCGUGCGUGAAUGAGUGAAAGGAUAUACGUGGGUGAGCAAAUAAAACAGUAAAAAAUGCAUGAACAGUCCUGUCUUGGACACACUCGCUGAGAAAUUCGAAGGAUGUACCCAAGAUAGAUGUGCUUCAACCUUUAGAUGAUGUACGGACGUGUCAAAUGGUUGAUUGCACUAACAGUUGGCUUGGAUAUACAACCCAGAUGGCUGAGGUAUGUGCCCAGGUUAACGAGCUUGGACCUAAACUGGAUUAUUAAGUAAAAUAAAAAGAGAAUGAAUGCAUGAAGAACUACACAUUUGACUGAAUGUGUUUGAAGAAAGCAGGGUGCGUGAAGAAAGCAAUGUGUGUGACAGAAUGGCAGAUGGACAUGAACUACAACAGUAUUUGAUAUCUAGGUACAUCAUUAUCAGCAUCAUCAGCAGCAACAGCGGCGGUAGCGGCUGUACUGGCGUUCACACGUAUACUCAUAGUCAUGAUAUUACUGUGCAAAAAAAACAUUUGCCUACAUUGUAAAUCGUUCAGGUUUUGUAGUCAUUUCAUGGUUCAUAAUUGGCACAUACUUACAUAAACAGUGAAAAGAAAACAGUGUGAAAUAAUUUAGUUUUUGGUACCAGCAGUGGGAUUUGUUCUAUAUAUUAGCUCGAUCAGUAAAGCUCUGGACGUGCGUGGUUCGAAUCCUCUUAAGAGGCGAUUCAGCGAUGUUACAUUCAUAAAAGCUGCUGUGUGCAAUUAAUGCAACGGAUUGAUGUACAUAAAGUCAUCAUUAAAAACAAUUUGGAGAAAUGUCCAGAAGUGUUUGCUGUAUACCCACUAAAACAGUUCACACAUAACAUGAUUCAUAUUUUAGACCGGUUGAUAUACUGAUAGAAAGAAAUACGGGAUCACGCAAAUAUUAUUACGAACAAAAAAAAGAAGAAAAAAAGACACACACAAAAAAGACUGCAAACAACCAAAACCCUCAAUCCAUGGUGUCAGGAGUUGACAGUGUUACUGGUAGUUCGAUAUUACUGACAUUCAAUCCCCACUUUAUAACUUUGUGUGAAAUACAGACAUUAUUACGCUAGCAAUAACUUAAAUUUGUCUACGAUUUUCUGUUUCCUUAUUUCUUUCCAUCAGUAUAUCAUGUUUAUGCAUAACAUUCUGUGUGUGUGUAUACAGAAACCGGAUUUGUUACAUUUAGCCAGAAGCAGACUGCAUUUGAAGUAACAAUGAAUAUAUGAAAAAUCCAAUCACAUGACUGUAAUACAGGAUCUUGUUACGGCUGGCCUGUAACGGGGUGGGGGUGGGGGGAGAGAGGGAUGUAUUAGUGCAUUCAUUUGACAACUGUAGAGUUGGCGUUAAUGUGCAUUCAACGUAGCUUUAAAGGUAUGAUAACGAGGAUGGGGAGGAGAGUAUUUUUUAUCCACAUAUCUCAAAAAUGAAAUGAGGAGCAUGUUGUAAAAUUUAUAAUUAUGGAGAUGGUGUAGGGUAUGUUGGGGUGAUUGGGGUGGAUAUUAUAUAAGGAAGGUAGGGUUGGAUAUGGCGAGGUGGGUAGGGUGGUAUAUUGUAGAUAGGGUGGGACAGUUCACAGAUGGCCACGUUGGCAAUGGCGAGAGAGAAGUCCGGCUGUGGUUUCGUCAUGGCGGUAAUGGUAGGGGGUGGGGUGGGAGUAGGGGUGGAAAACGUGCCUUUAAUUCUGCAUUGUUGCUUCUCGCAGAAGGAAGUCGUAAAAUUACGUUAGUCUUCUGUCAGUAAGGAAUUGUGAUACGUGUGAAAAUAAAUGUAAACAAAUGUA
Molecule: messenger RNA, 5283 nt
Organism: Gigantopelta aegis
Lineage: Eukaryota; Metazoa; Mollusca; Gastropoda; Neomphalida; Peltospiridae
Exons: 5
Coding region: 730-1698 (322 amino acids)
Biological process (GO): animal organ morphogenesis; regulation of cell migration; positive regulation of protein phosphorylation
Cellular component (GO): cytoplasm
Molecular function (GO): fibroblast growth factor receptor binding; growth factor activity
Source: RefSeq, a predicted model, not a curated record